AUGGCGUCCGGUGGCUCUGGCUGCACCGCCACGGCCGGAGCCGCGGCGCUGCUGUCUCUGGUGUUCUUGUGGCUGCUGCAGGCCUCAGCGGGCGCGGGCGCGGGCGCCGACUGCCACUUCCCGGCCGUGUUCAACUUCGGCGACUCCAACUCGGACACGGGCGGGCUGUCGGCUGCCUUCGGCGCCGCGCCGCCGCCCAACGGCAGGACCUUCUUCGGCAUGCCCGCCGGCCGCUACUGCGACGGCCGCCUCGUCAUCGACUUCAUCGCUGAAAACCUGGGAAUACCUUACCUAAGUGCGUACCUCAACUCAGUAGGAAGCAACUUCUCACAGGGGGCCAAUUUCGCAACAGCCGGCUCGACAAUCAGCCGACAGAACACAUCCCUGUUUCUCUCCGGGUUCAGCCCCAUCUCCUUGGACGUGCAGUCCUGGGAAUUCGAACAGUUCAUCAACAGAAGCCAGUUCGUGUACAACAACAAAGGUGGUGGCAUCUAUAGGGAGCUCCUGCCAAAGGCCGAGUACUUCUCCCAGGCGCUCUACACCUUCGACAUCGGCCAAAACGACAUCACCGCGGGCUACUUUGCAAACAUGACCACUGAUCAAGUCAUAGCGUCGAUUCCUGAACUCAUGGAGAGGCUCACCUCAAUAAUCAAGAAUAUGCAUGAGCUCGGAGGAAGGAACUUCUGGAUCCACAGCACGGGGCCUAUUGGCUGCCUGCCUUACGCUCUCAUUCACCGCCCCGACAUUGCCGCGGUCAAGGACAAGGUUGGCUGCUCCGUCACCUACAACAAGGUUGCGCAACUCUUCAACCAGAGGCUGAAGGAAACGGUGGCUCGUCUCCGGAAAACCUACCCCGACGCCGCGUUCACCUACGUCGACGUCUACGCCGCCAAGUACAAGCUGAUCAGCCAAGCCAGCAAGCUAGGCUUCGACGACGCUCUGCUCACCUGCUGCGGGCACGACGCUGGCCCGUACAACUUCGACCCGAAGGUUGGUUGCGGCGGGAAGGUGCUGGUGAAGGGGAAGUGGGUGGUGCUGGGAAAGUCCUGCGACGACCCGUCCAGGAGAGUGAGCUGGGACGGCGUCCACUUCACUGAGGCGGCGAACAAGUUUGUCUUUGAUCAGAUCGUCGGCGGCGGGCUCUCGGACCCGCCGGUGCCCCUAAGGCAGGCUUGCCGGAGCAAAGGGCAGUGA
Molecule: messenger RNA, 1194 nt
Organism: Triticum turgidum subsp. durum (durum wheat)
Lineage: Eukaryota; Viridiplantae; Streptophyta; Magnoliopsida; Poales; Poaceae
Source: the annotation of a GenBank genome assembly